AUGGGGGAGCUGGGUUUCUUCUUAGGCCUUCAAGUUUGUCAACUUGAAGGAGACACAUUCAUCAACCAGGCAAAGUACACAAAGGAGCUGCUCAAAAAGUUUAGCAUGGAAAACUACUAUGUUGCUUCAACUCCAAUGAGUACAUCAGUCAAGCUUGACAAGGAUGAAGUUGGUCAAAUCGUUGAUAUAACUGCCUAUCGUGGGAAAAUUGGAUCUCUACUCUACCUAAUAGAAAACAGGCCACACAUCUUAUUCACUGUUAGAGUUUGUGAAAGAUUCCAGACUAAUCCUAAACAAUCUCAUUAUGUAGCUGCUAAAAGAAUCUUAAAGUAUCUUAAGGGCACUCAAAAUGUGGGACUGUGGUAUCCAAAUGAUUCCAGUUUUAAUUUGAUUAGUUAUGCUAAUGCAAAUUAUGCAAGUUGCAAAGUGGACAGAAAACGUACAAGUGGAACUUGUCAAUUCCUUGGUGAUACACUUGUUUAA
Molecule: messenger RNA, 483 nt
Organism: Impatiens glandulifera
Lineage: Eukaryota; Viridiplantae; Streptophyta; Magnoliopsida; Ericales; Balsaminaceae
Exons: 1
Coding region: 1-483 (160 amino acids)
Source: RefSeq, a predicted model, not a curated record